Desarmillaria tabescens is the source of this 484-nucleotide messenger RNA. RefSeq lists its product as uncharacterized. NCBI's taxonomy places the organism in Eukaryota, Fungi, Basidiomycota, Agaricomycetes, Agaricales, Physalacriaceae. The record is from RefSeq and is a predicted model, not a curated record. The coding region runs from base 1 to 363 and encodes 120 amino acids. The transcript is spliced from 4 exons.
AUGAAGUUUAUCACCUCCAUCCUCUUCGUCGCACUCGCCGUCGUUUCUUCCGUUGCUGCGGAGGGCUGCUUCACCAGCGGCCAACCCGGAAAUUGUGACGAUGCUGCGUACAAUUUCUGCCAGGAGAUGCUCACCAUUAACGGUGGCCAACUCGGUGACAGUGAACGGCGGCAGCGCUGCUAUGACACGUCAAGAGGAUACAAAUGUGAUAUGCGUGCACUGAACACCAAAAGCUCGACGAGGACGAUAACUACGUCGGACUGUGCUGGGGCGAUGUUCGUCAAUGGGAACUGUGAUAACGGAGGGAAGAAGACGAUUAAUGGAAUCGAAUAUACUGCUGAUCCUAAUGAGGGUGUUUGCUAGACUUGUACAGAAAUCUGCAAAUGAGGACAAUAAUGGCACAUAAUUUUGAUUUUUUAAACAGCCAGAAGUAUCGCUCCUACUCAUUAGCAGAUCUACAAAUAUAUUGUUUCUUCAUAGCCUG